GCCAUUGACAUAAUCUGCAAUUUAAGUGAAAAGGACUCUGCCUCUCAGCAGUACUGUACUGUACGACACCUUCAUACGACCCUCGACACACCAUGUCUGAUCUAGAUUCCACAACACCUCGAGUAUUCCUCAUCCGCCACGGAGAGACCGAGUGGACCAAGAACGGCCGCUACACCGGCACCACCGAACUGGAGCUCACCCCGAAGGGUGUCGAGCAGGUCACCCAGACCGGGUCCCAGCUGAUCGGACCGGGGCGACUGAUCGAUCCCGCCCGGAUCGCCCGCGUGUGGGUGAGUCCGCGCCGGCGGACGCAGCAGACAUUCCGGCAUCUGUUCCAACCACCCGGGUGGCACAAGGGUACCGUCGACGAGCGUCUCGUCUCGUACACGGAAGAGCUGGCCGAGUGGGACUACGGGGAUUAUGAGGGCUUGAAGGUCGCUGAGAUCCGAUCCGCCCGCAAAGCGCGAGGGUUGGACCAGCGGAGGGAGUGGGUUAUCUGGGAGGAUGGGUGUGAGGGCGGGGAGUCGGCGCAACAGGUGACGGACAGGCUCGACGGUCUGAUUGGGCGGAUUCGAGAGCUGCAGGGGCCGUAUAUGGACGGCUCGAAGGCUGUGGAUGUCGUUCUGGUCUCUCACGGUCUUGUUCUGCGAGCUUUUGUGAAAAGGUGGCUGAAUUAUUCUUUGAGCACGCCGCUGCCAAUGAUGUUGUCGCCCGGUGCCAUCGGGAUUCUCAGUUACAAGAACCACGAUAUCAACGAGCCUGGUUUCUAUAUCGGCAUGUCGCUUCCAUAGCAGGAGCGGGCAGCGAGCACUAGCGUGUUCAAAGAUUGUCUCGAGUUGAGGAUACGAUACUCGCGGACUGGCUUUACACGAGUGGUGCAAAUAGGUAGUUUUUUCAGGUGGGCGUGUAUAGGACGGAUGACAGUUCCAACCAUAGAGCCAUGGUACGAUAGUAGGCUGGAUUACUAUAGCUCUAAGCUAGCUAGUUCUCAAGUUCAGAAGUCUUCUGGAAAUACCAAAUAUGAUGGCAUUAAUAUAGUCA
Messenger RNA from Aspergillus aculeatus ATCC 16872, 1041 nucleotides. Its product is annotated as histidine phosphatase family protein. Gene Ontology annotation, molecular function: sedoheptulose-bisphosphatase activity. Lineage: Eukaryota; Fungi; Ascomycota; Eurotiomycetes; Eurotiales; Aspergillaceae. Gene Ontology annotation, biological process: ribose phosphate biosynthetic process. The transcript is spliced from 5 exons. The record is from RefSeq and is a predicted model, not a curated record. Bases 93 to 791 code for a protein of 232 amino acids.